GUGACCCGCGUCAGCUGACCCGUCACGGUGGAGCUCGGCGCUGGCGCCCCGCAGCCCCCGCCCCGCCGCGCCCGGAGCGCCGGACCCUGCGGAGGGGUAAGAGCGCUCCCCGCCCUCCCCUCCUCUGCCGCCGGCUCGCCCCAGCCGUCUGCACCCCGACUCCUGUCCCCGGCCCAGCCCGACCCGCCCGGCCUGGCAGCCCGGAAGCCAUCGCGAGGAGGGCUGUGGCCGGGCUCAGCCCCGCGCUGCCCCCAGGCGGCCGGGAAGAGAUGGCCCAGGGGCGCGGGGGGCGGGACGUCGCUCUUACCGCCGGGGCGGAGGGCUGGUCCCCGCCGCCGAGCCCGGAUAUGGAGGAGCUGCUCCGGAGCGUGGAGAGGGACCUGAACAUAGAUGCCCGGCAGCUGGCUCCGGCUCCGGGGGGCGCCCACGUGGUGGCCCUGGUGCCCGCGCGCUGGCUGGCCAGCCUCCGCGAGCGCCGGCUGGGACCCUGCCCGCGGGCGGAGGGCCUGAGCGAGGCGGAAGUCAAGACUCUGCUGCAACGCUCGGUGCAGAGGCUGCCCCCCGGCUGGACGCGAGUGGAGGUGCACGGGCUGCGGAAACGGAGACUGUCCUACCCGCUGGGCGGGGGCCUGCCCUUGGAGGAGGGGUCCUGCGGCCCCGAGACCCUCACUCGCUUCAUGCAGGACGUGGCUGCCCAGAAUUAUCGCAACCUGUGGCGCCGCGCGUACCACACUUACGCGCAGCCCUAUAGUCGUAGCCCUGCCCCCUCAGCCGUCCCUGCCCUAGAGUCGGUCCGGCAGGCUCUGCAGAGGGUGUACGGUUGCCCCUUCCUGCCGGUGGGUGAAGCCACCCAGGGCCCAUCGUGUGCCAGAGAUGGCCCCUGUCUCCCGCGGGGCAGCCCCACCUGCCCCAGUCUGCUGCGGGCCGAGGCUCUGCUGGAGUCGCCGGAGAUGCUGUACGUCAUACACCCUUACGUGCAGUUCUCGCUGCACGACGUGGUCACCUUCAGCCCUGCCAAGCUGACCAACAGCCAAGCCAAAGUGCUCUUCCUUCUCUUCCGUGUGCUGAGGGCCAUGGAGGCCUGCCACCGCCAGGGGCUGGCUUGUGGGGCCCUGUCUUUGCACCACAUCGCUGUGGAUGAGAAGCUUUGCAGUGAGCUCCGGCUGGACCUGAGUGCCUACGAGAGGCCGGAGGACGAUGAGCACCAGGGGUCCCCUGGGGUGAGGGACGGGGCGGGCGGGGAGUCUGGAGAAGAGGGGCCGAGGGGCGCCGCGUGUCCCACCCGCCAGGAGGAGCUGAGGGGCUUCGUGCUGGACUGGGUGCACGGCGGCCUCAGCAACUUCCACUACCUCAUGCAGCUGAACCGCCUGGCAGGCCGGCGGCAGGGGGAUCCCAACUACCACCCGGUGCUGCCCUGGGUGGUGGACUUCAGCACGCCCCACGGGCGCUUCCGGGACCUGCGCAAGUCCAAGUUCCGCCUCAACAAGGGGGACAAGCAGCUGGACUUCACGUAUGAGAUGACGCGGCAGGCGUUUGUGGCCGGCGGCGCCGGCGGCGGGGAGCCGCCUCACGUUCCUCACCACAUCUCAGACGUACUCUCGGACAUCACGUACUACGUGUACAAGGCUCGGCGCACGCCGCGCUCCGUGCUCUGUGGCCAUGUCCGAGCCCAGUGGGAGCCCCAUGAGUAUCCUGCCAGCAUGGAGAGGAUGCAGAGCUGGACACCUGACGAGUGCAUCCCGGAGUUUUACACCGACCCCUCUAUCUUCUGCUCCAUCCACCCCGACAUGCCUGACCUGGAUGUGCCGGCCUGGUGCAGCUCCAGCGAGGAGUUUGUGGCUGCCCACCGGGCACUGCUGGAGAGCCAGGAGGUGUCGCGGGACCUGCACCACUGGAUUGACCUCACCUUCGGCUACAAACUCCAGGGCAAGGAGGCUGUGAAGGAGAAGAAUGUGUGUCUGCACCUGGUGGACGCUCACACCCACCUCACCAGCUAUGGCGUGGUCCAGCUCUUCGACCAGCCGCAUCCCCAGCGCCUGGCCGGGACCCCUGCCCUUGCCCCCGAGCCCCCUCCCAUCCCCCGGCUGUUGGUGCAGACCAUCCAAGAGACCACAGGCCAGGAGGACUUCCAAGGACAGCUAGCGAACGGGGUGGGUAGGGUGGUUUUGGAGGCCGCUCCGUGUGAGGCUGGCUGGACCAGAGACAGGCCCGUGGCAGGGGAGGACGACUUGGAGCAGGCCACGGAAGCUCUGGAUUCCAUCUCCCUCGCCGGGAAAGCAGGGGACCAGCUGGGUGCCUCCUCCAGUCCAGCCCCUGCUGGCCUCCUGUCUUUCUCUGUGGCCUCAACCUCUCGACCAAGCCGCAGGCACAGAGCUGCUGGGGCAGACCCUGGGGAGGGUGAGGAGGGGAAGAUCCUUCUUCCCGAGGGCUUCAAUCCCGUGCAGGCUCUGGAGGAGCUGGAGAAGAUGGGCAACUUCCUGGCCAAAGGCCUGGGGGGCCAGCUGCAGGUGCCGGAGCGGCCCCGGGGCCAGCCACCUGUGCAGCUGCGGGACCUCUUCCACCGGGACAUGCAGGCCCUGGGUGUCCUGCUGGCUGAGAUGGUGUUCGCCACCAGGGUCCGGACGCUGCCGCCGCACGCGCCUCUGUGGGUGCGCUUUGAGGCUAUCCGGGGGCUAUGCUUACGUCACCCCAAGGAGGUCCCUGUGUCCCUGCAGCCCGUGCUGGACACGCUCCUGCAGCUGAGUGGGCCUGAAGGCCCCACAGUAGCACAGAGGGGUGGGCUGGCCCCCCUGUUUGAGUACAGGCCUGUCUCCCAGGGAUUGCCCCCACCGUGCCCAGCCCAGCUCCUCAGCCCCUUCAGCUCGGUGGUGCCCUUCCCCCUCUACUUCCCGGCGCUGCACAAGUUCAUCCUCCUGUACCAGGCGAGGCGUGUGGAGGACGAGGCCCAGGGCCGGGAGCUGGUGUUUGCUCUGUGGCAGCAACUGGGUGCAGUGCUGAGCGACAUCACCCCCGAGGGCCUGGAGAUCCUGCUGCCCUUCGUGCUGUCACUCAUGUCCGAGGAGCACACGGCCGUGUACGCGGCCUGGUACCUAUUUGAGCCCGUUGCCAAGGCCCUGGGCCCCAGAAAUGCCAAUAAGUACCUCCUGAAGCCUCUCAUUGGUGCCUACGAGAGCCCCUGCCAGCUGCACGGCCGCUUCUACCUGUACACCGACUGCUUUGUGGCCCAGCUGAUGGUGCGGCUGGGCCUCCAGGCCUUUCUCGUGCACCUGCUGCCCCACGUCCUGCAGGUGCUGGCUGGGGUGGAGGCCUCCCAGGAGGAGAGCAAGGGCCUGGCGGGGGCGGCUGAGGAUGAGGAAGUGGCGCUGCCAGGGCCCGGGCCUGGCUCCUGUGCCUUUGGGGAGGAGAUCCAGAUGGACGAGGAGCCUGCAACCUCUGCCGGCCUGGGGCUCCCCGACUACACAUCCGGCGUCAGCUUCCACGACCAAGCCGAUCUCCCCGAGACAGAGGACUUCCAAGGCGGCCUCUAUGUGGCUGGGUCUCCACAGGAGGCUGAGGCCCUGAGCCUGGGCCGGCUGAGUGACAAGAGCAGCACCAGUGACACCUCCCUGGGGGAGGAGCGGGCCGGUGACGAGGGCUGCGCCCCUGUGGACAAGAGCAGCCUCAGGUCAGGUGACAGCAGCCAGGACCUGAAGCAAAGCGAGGGCUCAGAGGAUGAAGAGGAGGAAGAAGAAGGCUGUGUGGUGUUGGAGGAGGAGGAGGGGGCGGAACAAGAUGAGGUCACGGGGGCAUCUGAGCUCACUCUGUCUGACACGGUGCUGUCCAUGGAGACUGUUGUGGCUGGUGAUGGCCAGGGAGAUGGAGAGGAAGAGGAGGAGCCCCUGACCGGGCAGUCGGAAGGCAAAGAACACAGGAUCCUCCUUGAUACCGCCUGCAAGAUGGUCCGCUGGCUGUCCGCCAAGCUUGGCCCCACUGUGGCCUCUCGCCACGUGGCCCGGAACCUGCUCCGCCUGCUGACUUCUUGUUACGUUGGGCCCACUCGGCAGCAGUUCACCGUCAGCAGUGGCGAGAGCCCUCCGCUGAGUGCCGGCAACAUCUACCAGCGGAGGCCGGUACUGGGCGACGUGGUGUCGGCGCCUGUGCUCAGCUGCCUCCUGCACAUCGCCCACCUGUACGGGGAGCCCGUCCUCACCUAUCAGUACCUGCCCUACAUCAGUUACCUGGUGGCCCCUGGAAGCGCCUCAGGCCCCAGCCGACUGAACAGCCGCAAGGAGGCAGGGCUGCUGGCUGCGGUGACCCUGGCUCAGAAGAUCACCGUGUAUCUCUCGGACACCACCCUCAUGGACAUCCUGCCCCGGCUCAGCCACGAGGUCCUGCUGCCCGUGCUCAGCUUCCUCACGUCCCUUGUCACAGGGUUCCCAAGUGGGGCCCAGGCCCGCACCGUCCUGUGCGUGAAGACCAUCAGCCUCAUCGCCCUCAUCUGCCUGCGCAUCGGCCAGGAAAUGGUCCAGCAGCACCUCAGUGAGCCCGUGGCCACCUUCUUCCAGGUCUUCUCUCAGCUGCAUGAGCUUCGGCACCAGGACCUGAAGUGGGACUCUGCAGGCCGCAGCGAGGGCCAGCUGCCAGAGGCAGCCUUCUCCGAUGGGCAGCAGCGGCCGGUGGACCCCGCCCUGCUGGACGAGCUGCAGAAGGUGUUCACCCUGGAGAUGGCAUACACAAUCUACGUGCCCUUCUCCUGCCUGUUGGGUGACAUCAUCCGGAAAAUCAUCCCCAACCACGAGCUGGUGGGGGAGCUGGCGGGGCUGUAUUUGGAGAGCAUCAGCCUGAGCAGUCAGAACCCUGCCAGUGUGGAGCCCACCGUGCCCAGCAGCAGUGCUGAGCGAGACCCCCAGGGAGGGGGCUGCCCCCAGGAUGACAGCCACUCAGGGACCUUUGGGAGUGUCCUGGUUGGAAACCGCAUCCAGAUCCCCAGUGACCCUCAGCCCGAGAGCCCCGGCCCGCUGGGCCCCAUCUCCGGGGUGGGCAGCGGGGGCCUGGGCGCCGGGGCCGAAGACAACGCCCUGAAGCGGGAGCUGCCACGCAGCGCGCACGGGCUGAGCGGGAACUGGCUGGCGUACUGGCAGUACGAGAUCGGCGUGAGCCAGCAGGACGCCCACUUCCACUUCCACCAGAUCCGCCUGCAGAGCUUCCCGGGCCACUCGGGGGCCGUGAAGUGUGUAGCGGCCCUGAGCAGUGAGGACUUCUUCCUCAGCGGCAGCAAGGACCGGACCGUGCGCCUCUGGCCGCUCUACAACUACGGCGACGGGACCAGCGAGACGGCCCCACGCCUCGUCUACACCCAGCACCGCAAGAGCGUCUUCUACGUGGGCCAGCUCGAGGCCCCGCAGUAUGUGGUGAGCUGUGACGGGGCCGUGCACGUCUGGGACCCCUUCACAGGGAAGACGCUUCGCACAGUGGAGCCAUCGGACAGCCGAGUGCCCCUCACGGCCGUGGCUGUCAUGCCCGCCCCGCACGCCAGCAUCACCAUGGCCAGCUCUGACUCGACCCUGCGCUUCGUGGACUGCAGGAAGCCUGGCCUGCAGCAUGAGUUCCGCCUGGGUGGCGGGCUGAACCCUGGGCUGGUCCGCUCCCUGGCGGUCAGCCCCAGCGGCCGUAGCGUCGUGGCCGGCUUCUCCUCGGGCUUCAUGGUGCUCCUGGACACUCGCACGGGCCUGAUUCUUCGAGGCUGGCCAGCCCACGAAGGAGACAUCCUGCAGAUCAAGGCCGUGGAGGGCAGCGUGCUGGUCAGCUCCUCCUCGGACCACUCCUUGACCGUCUGGAAGGAGCUGGAGCAGAAGCCCACACACCACUACAAGUCUGCCUCCGACCCCAUCCACACCUUCGACCUGUACGGCAGCGAGGUGGUCACCGGCACCGUGGCCAACAAGAUUGGUGUCUGCUCCCUGCUGGAGCCGCCCUCGCAGGCCACCACAAAGCUCAGCUCCGAGAACUUCCGCGGCACGCUCACCAGCCUGGCCUUGCUGCCCACCAAACGCCACCUCCUGCUGGGCUCGGACAACGGCCUCAUCCGCCUCCUGGCCUAGACAGGACCUGGCUAGGCCGGGCUGGCCGACACCCCCGCCCAACCCCCCUGGAGUCCAGCUCUUGCCCUUGUUUUCCCAGCAACUCCCUGCAGGCGGGCCUCAGGCCUCACACUCUGUGUGCCCAGUGUGGCCUGCCAGGCUGAGUGUGAGUAUGUGGGGCCCUGGACCCUGGCUCCUCAGCACACCAAGGCUGCCGGGAGUGGAUCUCCUUCGUGGCUUGGAGAGACGCUGCCCUUAGCCAGCAGGAAGUGAAGGACACUGGGAAAGCGCUGCUCCCUCGCUCUCCCAGCUCUGCCCUCUGGGCCCACCCGGGAAGGGGAAGCCCUGGGGAGGGGAAGGGAGCCCGGUCCCGCCCCGCCAACCUCUAACCAAGCACACCCCCUCCCCUAAUGGACUCUCUGCCUGUGUCCCCCAAGGACAAGGAAGCUGUCCCAGGCCAGGGCACUGAUGGUGCUUGGCCUCCAGCCUCAAGAGGGCUGGCCACGAUCCAGGAGUUAAGGGCCUUGGUCUGGGGCUUAUGUGUCUGUCCAGCCCAGGCCCUACCUGGUUUGGGACCAGAAGGGGAAGAAAGAGGACAGGAUCAGAGAAGGGGGGGUUGGGCCAGCUGGUACCUGCCAGGAAUGACCCCUGCCUUGCCUGCCCUCCCCUAACCACAGCGUUUGUGCCUUGAGCUGAGGAGGCAGCACCUGGCUGGGCCCAGAACCCAGGAGGCCUUGAGAGAAGGGGCAAGAAGAGUCAUCUGUGCAUCUCAGGGCUCCCCCAGGGGGACAGGAAGACCCUGGGCUGUCCCCAGGUCUGGCCCUGGGUCCUUGUGUUCUGGAGCAGAGAUGCAGUCAGAGGCGUGGCCCCUGCUGCCUCCUCACUAUUUGCAAUAGAUGUAAAUAGAACCAAUAAAUCCUUCUAAGAGCCACAGAA
This is a messenger RNA of Oryctolagus cuniculus (rabbit), 6995 nucleotides long. It is a transcript of the gene WDR81, whose product is annotated as WD repeat domain 81. Lineage: Eukaryota; Metazoa; Chordata; Mammalia; Lagomorpha; Leporidae. Gene Ontology annotation, biological process: aggrephagy. Gene Ontology annotation, molecular function: phosphatidylinositol 3-kinase regulator activity; protein binding. The record is from RefSeq and is a predicted model, not a curated record. Gene Ontology annotation, cellular component: mitochondrion.